Molecule: messenger RNA, 979 nt
Organism: Papilio polytes (common Mormon)
Lineage: Eukaryota; Metazoa; Arthropoda; Insecta; Lepidoptera; Papilionidae
Gene: Ankrd49
Product: ankyrin repeat domain-containing protein 49-like
Exons: 3
Coding region: 260-955 (231 amino acids)
Molecular function (GO): protein binding
Source: RefSeq, a predicted model, not a curated record
AUACUUAUUUAGGAACAAUGUUUUGUGGCUAUUGGCUAAUACCAAAAUAAAUCAAAGUUAACGCACUGCUUAAGUUAUAUCGUCUCUAUCACGAUAUGAUAAAUGUUGUCCCAAUGAAUUAAUUGUCAAAUCGAUCAAGUUAUUUCAACUUUUCAACAAGCACAAUUAAUCCAAGAAAACAAAACAUGUCCCAAUAAACAUAGUCAUCGGAUUUGCUCUAUAAAUUGGUGGAGUUAAUCCGUCAAAAUAAUUGUAAAUAAUGUCAGAUUCAGAAGAGGAAUCUGUGAAUGUUCGAAAUUAUGAAGAAAUCGCCAAAGAGAUUGAGCGACGUAAAAGAAAUCCUGAGACAUCUGGGAUGUUUGUUUCUGGAUGGGACGAUGCUGAUCAAGACGUAGACAUUGUGAAAAAUCCAAAAGAUGAUCCAGUUGAUUAUGUCUUAUGGGCAGCUGAAAAUGGAGAAUUAGAUGUUUUAAAGGAAAUCAUAAAAACUAAUCCCAGUCUAGUGCAUGUAAGCGAUUCAGAUGGUUAUACCCCACUUCACCGUGCCGCAUAUGGAAAUCAUUUAGCUUGUAUUUCAUACUUGCUGAGUACAAGUGCAAAAGUAAUUGCAAGAACUGAGGUAGGAUGGACCCCAUUACAUUCCGCAUGCAAUUGGAAUAAUUAUGUAGCUGCUGCAAGGCUAUUAGCAGCAGGAGCUGAUCCAGCUGCUUUAUCUGAUGGAGAACAAACACCAUUGCAUUUAGCAUCAGCUCUAAGCCAUAGUAAAUCAACUUUAAUUUUAUUAUUAUUAAGAGAAGACAUUGUAAAUAUUGCUCAGAGAAAAAAUAAAUCAAAUGAAACACCCGAACAACUUGCUCGUGGUCAUGGAAUUUAUGGUCCUUUAUUUGAGAUGGCACUGCCAGCGGUGAAUCAUAUAAAAUCAUUGUCAUUUACUUGCAAUCCAUUUUUUAGAUGAAUAAAAGAUUCAUGUAAUAUCUUG